AUCCUUUAAUUACGACAACUGAAAAUGGGCGAGUCGCAGGCGCACCCUCACAGAGCACAGGCACCGCAGUCACCAACACACCAAGCAGGCACACGGAUAUAUUAGCCCGCAUCCCACGGAAGCUGCAUAAAAGCCGCAGGACGCUGCCUGCAUUUCCGCAGUCGCUGGCCAAACGCUCAGCCAAGAGCAUCUCCUGCGAAAGCAAGCACCUGCUUCCUGCUAGCCUUUUUUUUGAGUGGCGCCAACUCCGACAACUUGAAACUAAUCGGAUUCAGAUGGAGAGUCCAAAGUGAAACCUAUUUUUGUUUUGUGCCGAGCAAGUGACUUUCGAGUGCGAAUCGAGUUUACCUGUCGCUGACAACAAAGUGGAGCUUGUAGGAAUAUUUCCUCCACAACGCUUAUAGCAAGCCCGGCAGGAAUCCCCUAUAGACAAUGGCUGGGCCAUUCAUAUCGCCGCUGCCCGGCGACUUGCUCACGGAGUACAUGUUCGGCCGGAGGAGGCAGCGCCGCAACCGCACCACCUUCACGCCCCAGCAGCUCCAGGAGCUGGAGGCCCUCUUCCAGAAGACCCACUACCCGGACGUCUUCCUCCGCGAGGAGGUCGCCCUGAGGAUCAGUCUCAGCGAGGCGCGCGUCCAGGUGUGGUUCCAGAAUAGAAGGGCCAAGUGGCGGAAACAGGCGCGUCUUCAGCUGCUGCAGGAUGCUUGGCGGAUGCGCUGCCUCAGCCUGGGCACGCCCCCCGUGAUGGGCGGCGGAGGAGGAUCCGCCGGAGGCGGCAGUGGCUCCGCAGGGUCGCCUGCGGGAGCCCAGACGGGCAACCGGACGCCCAGCCAGACGCCCGAGAACCUAUCCGCCGGCAAGGAUUCUGAAAUCGGGGACGCGACCUCUGCUGGAAACUUCACCAUGAUGCAUCCGGCGUUCCAACAGCAACAUCAACAGCAUCAACACCUCCAGCAGGGACAGGGAUCUGGACCUGGAUCGGGAUCUGCAUCUGGAUCCGGGGGCACAGGCAUGGACCAGGAGAAGCUCUCGAAGACCUACACGGAGCUGAAGCUCUACAAGGCGCCAGCGCACGGACUCGAACUGGGUGGAAUGGCAGCCACCCUUUCCGGCUCCACCCAGUCGGACGAGGGCUCUGACGGGUCCGACUCCGAGGAAAUCGAUCUCACCUCCGGCGCCUGCAUCGACUUCUCCCAGAGCAGCAAGCUCCAGCAGCAGGCGACUGCAGCGGCGGCCGGGGGCGUGGCUUCGUCGGCCACACCUAACGGGGUUCUCUAAGUACUCCAAGGACUCACCAAUAGGAGUCGCAACAUCUUUGGGCAGUCAUUGCAAUUUUUUUUAGUUUAUUGUUGGCUUGGAUCGUUUCUUUUAUCCGCGUAGGAGUACCAAACACACAUGUUUCCCGCUCUUUAAACAUUUUUUUUUACCAGAAAAAUAAAUAUAAAUGGUCCCUUGUAUAUACUCACACACUCAAAACCCCUCGAACAUUAGGAAAUGGCAGUUAAUGAUCGAUAAUAAAAGAAAACGUAGCCACUUGUAGUGGAUGGCGACGGAGAGCCCAGAAUCUCACGGGUCAGAAUAUAUUAACAGUA
This is a messenger RNA of Drosophila ananassae, 1592 nucleotides long. Its product is annotated as homeotic protein ocelliless. The coding region runs from base 433 to 1278 and encodes 281 amino acids. NCBI's taxonomy places the organism in Eukaryota, Metazoa, Arthropoda, Insecta, Diptera, Drosophilidae. Gene Ontology annotation, biological process: regulation of transcription by RNA polymerase II. The record is from RefSeq and is a predicted model, not a curated record. Gene Ontology annotation, molecular function: RNA polymerase II transcription regulatory region sequence-specific DNA binding; DNA-binding transcription factor activity, RNA polymerase II-specific. The transcript has 2 exons.